AUGAAGGGUGGUCUUCUGGAAGAACACAUGCGUCGGUUUCAUCCAGUUGUUUUGAAGGUUGAAGAAGGAAGCUGCGAAUCUAAAGCUAAUGAACCAUUGCCAGUCCACCGAAGCUCGAACACAGUCAUCGUAAAACUGUACAACUUUCAAACUCCUUCAGUGGCCAGGCCAAAGCUGGUUCAUUGCUUCCAGACAACCAUCGUGGAGCUGUACAAAUGCAGAUAUUGUAGUGCAGAAGGUUUAUUAAAGGACCAACUCAUAAAUCAUUUCCGUCGAAGCCACAAGGCUGUCUUUGAAGUAGAUUACAGUAUAAGUGUCAUGUGUGAAAGGGUUCAGUGCCUGUGUGAAAGUCUAUUUUGCCCGAAUAAAUUCGCCGAGCAUAUGCGUCGAAGUCAUCCUUUGGUUCAGUACACGUGUGUCGGUCGAAAUGGAAAGUUGAUCAGCAGGCAUAUUGAGAAAAUGCCAGUUGUCCGUAUUGAUCCAGUCAGAAUGUUCAAGUGCAAUGCCUGCAAAGCUCCGAGCAUACUGGAAAAUCAUCUAGGCCGACACCGUUUGAAAUGUCCCAAAGAAAUGCUACCGAGUAACAUUACUUUUGAAUUGAUGGCCACCAAGGAGCAAUGCAAAGUGUGCCACAAUCGAUUUAAAGAGGAACAACUCGAUAACCACAUGAAAUUGAACCAUCCUCGACUCAAUGCUGUCAAAAUUGAGAAACUGCACAAAUGUGGCUUAUGCGAUGCAUGGUGUAUGGAACGCAGCUUCAAGGAACAUCACGCCAAAAAUCAUAGCCACAUCCCAUUCGCUAACAACCGCUUAAAAUAUGGAAAAAUUAAACAAAAGUUCUCGUGUGAAUUUUGCGGAAGACGAAUUUGUGGUGGACGUAAAAAGAAACAUCAUCUGAAAGCUUGCCUGCAGUAUGUCAACAAGAAGAAAAUACGGCAAAAAGAAAUCCAUUCGAAUGAUGGUCAAUCAGCACCAUCUAAGCUCAGCACAUGA
Messenger RNA from Sitodiplosis mosellana (orange wheat blossom midge), 993 nucleotides. Its product is annotated as PR domain zinc finger protein 5-like. The coding region runs from base 1 to 993 and encodes 330 amino acids. The transcript has a single exon. Lineage: Eukaryota; Metazoa; Arthropoda; Insecta; Diptera; Cecidomyiidae. The record is from RefSeq and is a predicted model, not a curated record.